UGUUUAAUUGCUGGCAAGAUAAUGAAAAAAAUCAAGUGUUAAUUUCAAAUCAUGUUUGAUAUUUUUUAACAACAAUUAACUCUUUGAAUAUCUCUAAAACUGAUACAGUUUAUAACUGGUUUUACUUAAUUGUUGAAGUAAAAUGUUGAUGAGUGAAUCAAAAUUGACAAGAAAUAGUUACAAUUAUGAAAAUAGUGAUUAUAAUAGCAACCAUCACAAUUUAAACUCUAAUCAAAUUAACUACACUAAUGGUUAUGUUAACAUGUCUUCAGUACCGUUUAAUUGUUAUUCAGCAACCUCAACUAAUCAUCGUAACAAUUUAAUUGAUCCAAGAAAUGAUUUAAUCAACUACAGUUCCAAUUUAACAAUAUCAAAGCGGAAAUGUACUCGACUCUUAGGUUUCUAUGUUUCUCAAAUUUUACUCGUAAUUGUUUCUUGUAUUUAUUUAACCGUAAUUGUAAUCAACUUAAUCCAAGACAUUGACAAUUUACUGGAUUCAAAGGAUCCCCUUUACAAAUUGUCAAGCUUAAUUGUGACAACUUUAGUCUUGUCAAUAUUUCUGCUUCUUCAUGGUAAUCUUUGCCAACGAAAUUAUGAUCUCUACCUGUACUUUUUUGAUGUCGCUUUGCUUACAUGCUUUUCCUACCUUAAUGAUACCUGGGGACCUGAUAGAAAGUAUCUCACUCAGGUUCAAAAGUAUAUCGGUCUUGUUGUAACUCCUGCAAUCGGAUUAUUGGUUUUCAUUAAUCGUCAAAUGUUUGAUCAAUUUAAUAUCGUUGGAGCUUCGCCUUCAAUCAUUUCCAUGUAUAAAACUUAUUGUUAUUUCCAAGCUUUAAUCAAAUGGGAUUUACAGAACAUGAUUAUUCUGGCUAAUUGUGCCUUCGCAAUGAGUAAUACCUUCACUGUCAAUUUAAUUAUCUUUGCAUCUCUAAUUAUCUAUGCAACUUUGGUCUGGAUAAUUGCUAAAAUUGCGGUUUACAAGGAAUCAAAAUAUUUGGUCUUCAUACAUGUCGUCUUAUCAUUCAUUGGUUUACUUUGGAUACCAUUGCAAAUUAUUGAUGUUUCUUGCUUCCGAGAAGUUAAUUGUCAACCGCAAUCAUUAAUGAUCUCAUUUGCUGCCCUUGGUAUUGGAGCACCAACAAUGAUAGUAAAACUUUGGGUUUAUAUUGAACAAUUAAAAGUUUACAAAAACUUUGGUUAUGGUUUAACUGAUUCAGCAUUCACAACAUUGGCUAAUCUUGAAUCAACCAGUCUACUUUAUGGUAUCUCCAAUUCAGUUGCUAAUUGUAACAAUCCAAUUGUAAUCACUUAAUCCCAACAAUCAAUCAAUUAUUUUUUUUGUACACUAAUUGUUAUGAUAAUUUUUUUGCUAUUCCCUUUUUUUUAAUGAAACCACAACUACAAUAUUAGUAUAUGAUACCAACAAUUAGUUUAAUUACAAAAGUAUACAAAUGUUUAUGUAAUAA
Molecule: messenger RNA, 1466 nt
Organism: Panonychus citri (citrus red mite)
Lineage: Eukaryota; Metazoa; Arthropoda; Arachnida; Trombidiformes; Tetranychidae
Exons: 8
Coding region: 143-1312 (389 amino acids)
Source: RefSeq, a predicted model, not a curated record